Molecule: messenger RNA, 1099 nt
Organism: Phyllopteryx taeniolatus (common seadragon)
Lineage: Eukaryota; Metazoa; Chordata; Actinopteri; Syngnathiformes; Syngnathidae
Gene: crcp
Product: calcitonin gene-related peptide-receptor component protein
Exons: 6
Coding region: 43-507 (154 amino acids)
Biological process (GO): transcription initiation at RNA polymerase III promoter
Cellular component (GO): RNA polymerase III complex
Molecular function (GO): nucleotide binding
Source: RefSeq, a predicted model, not a curated record
UUGUUGCUUCUUACUCGGGUGUGUUUUGGUACCCCGGUACCAAUGAACGUCUUGUUUCACACGGACUCUUUUGUAUGGGACCAAAACGGCAACAUGGAAGUGAAAAAUGCUCAUGCUGCCAUGCUCAGUAACUAUGAGGUGUUCCAGCUGCUGACCGACCUGAAGGAGCAGAAGAAGGACAGCGGCAAGAGCAAACACAGCGCCGGCCAGCAGAAUCUCAAUACCAUCAUGUAUGAAACGCUGAAGUACUUGUCCAAGACGCCGUGCAGCCGCCAGCGUCCCGAGAUGGUCAAAGCGUUUCUGUCCACCAUGAUGCGUCACAAACUCACAAAGGCCGAGAAGCUGCAGCUCCUCAACCACCGACCGCGGACCGCAGUGGAGAUGCAGCUAAUGGUGGAGGAGAGCGAGGAGCGUCUGUCAGAGGAGCAGAUCGAGGAGCUGAUCCAGACCAUCGCAGAACUUCUACCCGGCGAAGACGCGGCAACGGCCGAGGCGGAGACGGCUUGAGCGGCGUCGCGCUCGCCGUCUCGAAACGGGCCUCCUUCGUGUCGUCUUCGACGAGCUCCCGAGCCCGGUUAGAGAAGUCGCUACAUCAGAUCGUAUUGAAGUCAUCUGUCAAAUGUCGUUUAGUUUUGAAUGCAGCACAAAAAAGCAGUUCAUCGAAUGUCACGUAAUGAAGCGCUGUGCGAUAUAUGGACGAUGACAACCAGGGGAAGGACGUUAAGCUUCAAAAGGUUUUGCGCUUCCUGUUGGUUUGUGGCAUCACUUUUCCUGUUUUCACACGGCAACACUGUGAGGCAUCGUAAAGGUUGUCGAUUUCAUUCCCGGCACUUCAGCUGUCGGGCAGCUCGUUCCGCCUCUUCGGGUGGAGAUACUUUAUUUGUCGCUGUCUCCAUUUUCUGCAGCGCUCGCCCUCGUUAUAGUCACUUGGGAGCCGGAGCCGGAGCCGGAGCCGAUCGCUUUCGGAAGAGACGCCUAUGGACAAUUUAGAGCAGGGGCGUUCCUCCGUCUUCCUCCGAGGGCCGCAUACAGAAACAUUGAAAGAUGUGCGGGCUACUUUGACAUUCUUUGACUCUAAUAAAACCAAUCCCUCAAGCAA